AUGAAACAACUUAUUGAGAACCAGGACGAUGAGAAAGACAGAAGCCCAAUUAAGGUAGAUCCCAUCCCUCUUGACCUAGAGGAGGCUAUACUCAGUAGAUUGCCUGCCAAGUCUCUUAUGAAGUUUCUAUGCGUGUCAAAGACGUGGUCUUCCAUCAUCCGAAACCAAAGGUUCGUCAAUUCUUACUACGCGAUGUCCUCCACGAUCCGAUCAUCGCGGUUUAUAAUCGCUUUCUGCUGCGGUUCACAAGCCAAGUUUGAUGACUGGCGUUUGUUCGUCUUCUCGUCUUCCUACGAAGAUGAGAAAUCUUCUUCUUUGGCAACCACUCUCCAUAUGACAAUACCUUCAGUGUCUAGCGCCUCCGGCUGUCUUUCUGUCCAUGGCUUAAUCGGUUGUACUAUUGGUGGUCCGUUCAUUGUCUGUAACCCCAGCACCAACAAAUACACUAUCCUACCAUGUGCCGGGCCACGCACAUUCUUGGGAUACGAUCCUGUUGGAGAUCAAUUCAAAGCAUUGACCAUGGUGUCUUAUCCUCCUCCUCCUCAGCCUCAGGAUUUUCUAGUGUACGAGGUUUUAACACUUGGAGGAGGAGAAUCUUCAUGGACAUGCAAUACGUUCACCAGCCUGCCUCAUUUCACUGUUACCAACUCAAUAUGUAUCAAUGGUUUUGUGUAUUAUGCUGCUUGGACCCCAACCCGAACUACAAAUCCGGUGAUUGUGUGUUUUGAUGUUAGAUAUGAGAGGCUGAGCUUUAUCAAAGCGCCUAUGCCUGUUGUUUGCUGGGAGGGUGAAUCUAUUCUCAUAGAAUACAAAGGGAAGCUAGCUUCCAUUGCAAGACACCCUCAUGCUGAUUUCCAUAGUUUUGAUUUAUGGAUACUAGAAGAUGCGACGAGACAUGAUUGGUCCCAGCAAACAUUUGAGCUUCCUUUCUCUUUGGGGAUGGGUAGGAAUAUCACUUCCCCGGGCACUAACAAAGCUGUGUACGAGGUUUUAACACUUGGAGGAGGAGAAUCUUCAUGGACAUGCAAUACGUUCACCAGCCCGCCUCAUUUCACUGUUACCAACUCAAUAUGUAUCAAUGGUUUUGUGUAUUAUGCUGCUUGGACCCCAACCCGAACUACAAAUCCGGUGAUUGUGUGUUUUUAUGUUAGAUAUGAGAGGCUGAGCUUUAUCAAAGCGCCAAUGGCUGUAGUUUGCUGGGAGGGUGAAUCUAUUCUCAUAGAAUACAGAGGCAAGUUAGCUUCAAUUGCAAGACACCCUCAUGCUGAUUUCCGUAGUUUUGAUUUAUGGAUACUAGAAGAUGCGACGACGCAUGAUUGGUCCCAGCAAACAUUUGAGCUUCCUUUCUCUUUGGGGAUGGGUAGGAAUAUCACUUCCCCGGGCACGAACAAAGCUGGUGAAAUCAUUUUUGCCCCAAAACGCCUCUCAUAUGAUGCUCAACCAUACUACAUUUUUUACUACAAUGUUGAUAGAAAAGACAUGAGAAGAGUUAGGCUACUAGGAAUUGCUGACGAUGAAGAGUUUAGGCGCCGUUACAGGAUCGCAGGGCAAUGUUACGUCUCCAUCUCACCCGAACACGUCGAAACUAUUGCCUCUCUAUGA
Molecule: messenger RNA, 1602 nt
Organism: Camelina sativa (false flax)
Lineage: Eukaryota; Viridiplantae; Streptophyta; Magnoliopsida; Brassicales; Brassicaceae
Source: RefSeq, a predicted model, not a curated record